Wallemia ichthyophaga EXF-994 is the source of this 990-nucleotide messenger RNA. RefSeq names its product NADH-cytochrome b5 reductase 2. The transcript is spliced from 5 exons. NCBI's taxonomy places the organism in Eukaryota, Fungi, Basidiomycota, Wallemiomycetes, Wallemiales, Wallemiaceae. Gene Ontology annotation, biological process: ergosterol biosynthetic process. Gene Ontology annotation, molecular function: cytochrome-b5 reductase activity, acting on NAD(P)H. The record is from RefSeq and is a predicted model, not a curated record. Bases 1 to 990 code for a protein of 329 amino acids.
AUGUUCGCCGCUAGAUCAUUCACCAAAGCAACACGCCAAUACUCAACUGGACCACAGGGUGGCCAAUCGAAGCAAUUCUACAUCGGAGCUGCUGGUGCACUUGCUGCGCUCGUCGGUGGAUACUCUUACCUCAACAAAGAUUCUCCUUCCGGUCCUCUUCCAAUGUCGACACCAAAGUCUGAUAGAAUCGGUGCUCUCCAAACUCCUCAAAUCGCUUUGACUAAGGAUGGCUUCACUAACCUCACCUUGAAGAACGUCAAGAAGUAUAACCACGAUUCGUCCAUCUUUGAAUUUGACCUCCCUGGUUCUUCAGUUUCUGGUCUCGAGCCUGCAGGUCUCGUCGUCUGUAAGGCUGCCGAUGACUCCGUUACUGGUGACAAUGGCAAGCCAGUCAUGAGACCAUACACUCCUAUUUCAACCGCCGACAAGCGCGGCAGUAUAGAUUUCUUAAUCAAGAAGUACGAUGAUGGUAAAUUCACCCCACAUGUCCAUGGAUUGAAGCCAGGUGAUCAACUUGCUAUCAAAGGUCCAAUUCAAAAAUUCAAGUGGGUUCCAAACACAUACGAAAAGGUCGGAUUCGUUUUAGGUGGUAGUGGUGUUACACCUGGUUUGCAAUUGAUUGAAACUAUCCUCAACAACCCAGCAGACAAGACCAAGGUUACCCUCUUGUUCUCCAACAAGACUCCUGAGGACAUAUUAUUGAAGGAGGUGUUUGAUGACUUCAAGAAGAAGCACUCUGACCAAUUCGAUGUCAUCUACUCUAUUGAUCAACCUGCCAAGGGUUGGAAUGGACACGUUGGAUACUUUAAUGGUGAAUUCUUGAAGCAACACCUCCCUGCACCAGACUCUAACUCCAAGACAUACGUCUGUGGUCCUCCACCAAUGAUGAAGGCCAUUUCUGGUGGUAAGACGAGCAAAGGUGCUCAAGGUGAAUUGACUGGUGUAUUGAAGGAUAUGGGUUACAAGGAAGAUCAAGUCUUCAAGUUCUAG